AAGAGCUGUGCUCAAUCCCAGAUUUCAAGGGCAGCGUAGAAACUUCAACGAGAAUGAAACUUCACGGCUCAGCAGAUAUCAUGAGUUUCAAGACCAGAGCGCUUCGAUCACUCUUACUAGUCUUGGUUCUCUCUCUAGCCAUUGCCUUCAUGGCUUCGGCAUCGUCACAGGGCAUCGAUUUCAGCUUCCAAACUUUCAACAAUGAUAGGAUUCAACUCCUAGGCGAUGCGUCGGUUUCGCGCGACUCCAUCCAACUUACAAAAGCCUUUGUAGACCAGAACCUCCAUGGGAGCACGGGGUGGGCCACGUACCACCAGCCGAUGCACCUUUGGGAUAAGGCGACUGGGAACGUGGCGGAUUUCACCACCCAAUUCACCUUCGUCAUCAAUUCUCAAGGACACACGGAAUUCGCUGAUGGAAUGACCUUCUUUCUUGUCCCCAAUGGGUCUCAACUCCUGCUCAACUCAGGCGGAGGCAGCUUGGCUGUUGUGGAUCAAGAUCGCGACCCUUCCAACUCUUCUGCAUGGUUUGUAGCUGUCGAGUUCGACACUUUCUACAACCUAGGGUUUGACCCGGAUUGUCCACAAGCUGCACAUAUCGGUAUAGACAUGAAUAAUCUCAAUUCCACGAACUAUAGCUGCGUCGAUUGGUUUGAGGAUAAAAUCAUGAGCGGUGGGCAGAUCAACGCAACGAUAACGUACAAUUCUAGCACACAAAACUUGAGCGUUCUCAUAAUAGACGCCAAUGCCACGGGUACCAAUAUAAAUUCCUCUACUAUCAAUUACAGAGCCAACUUAACUGAGUAUUUGCCGGAGUGGGUGACUUUCGGUUUCUCGGCUACCACAGCUUGGAAUUUCGAGUUGCACACUCUUAAGGCAUGGGAAUUCAGCUCUACUGUGCAAGUGGCUGAAGCAAAUAAUUCGAUUCCAGCAAAUGGUACAGAUGCAUCACCAAAGAGCAAGUUAUGGCUAUGGUCUAUCUUAGGCUCUAGUUCUUUCAUUUUGCUCAUUCUUGUUGUAGCCUUUAUUUGGUUUCGUCAACAUUUGAAGAGAAAGAGAACUUACACGAGUGGAGAAGAAGAUGAUGCGGCGAUCGAAGAAGAAUUCGAGCAAGUGUCGGGGCCCAAGAAAUUCUCCUACAAGGACUUGAUCGCAGCAACCGAUAAUUUCGCAGUGGAACGGUUGCUUGGGGAAGGGGGCUUUGGGAGAGUGUACGAAGGUUACUUAACCAGCAUGAAUGCUAGUGUCGCAAUCAAGAAGAUUAGCCCAGGGUCAAGACAAGGGAUAAAGGAGUAUGCCACCGAAGUGAAGACCAUAAGUCGGCUCCGGCAUAGAAACUUAGUGCAACUCAUUGGGUGGUGUCACGAGAAAAAGCAACUCCUCCUUAUCUAUGAGUUCAUGUCUAAUGGUAGUCUCGAUUCUCAUCUAUUCAAAGAACAAACCUUCUUGCCUUGGGAGAAGCGGUACAAAAUUGCGCAAGGCAUAGCCUCGGCAUUGCUUUACCUCCAUGAAGAAUGGGAACAAUGUGUCCUGCACCAGGAUAUAAAAUCUAGUAAUAUCAUGCUCGAUUUUGAUUUCAAUGCUAAAUUAGGAGACUUUGGUUUGGCUAGGCUAGUUGACCAUGACAAAGGGUUACAAACGACGGUGUUGGCAGGAACUAGGGGCUAUAUGGCUCCUGAAUGCGUUUACACGGGCAAAGCAAGUAGGGAGUCAGACGUCUAUAGCUUCGGAGUUGUCUUAUUAGAAAUAGCUUGUGGAAGAAAAGUCGUUGAGCCAAGGGUCGAGGAAGGCCAAGUUUGGCUGGUGGAUUGGGUUUGGGAGCUAUACGGGACCGAGAGAUUACUUGAUGCGGCAGACUCGAAACUUGGUACCGAUUUCAAUGAAAUGCAACUAGAGUGCUUAAUGGUUGUAGGGCUGUGGUGCACUCAUCCGGACCACACUGCUCGUCCUUCCAUAAGAAAAGCAUUUAGCGUUCUCAACUUCAACGAUUCACCGCCCCUUCUCCCAUUAAAAUUGCCAAUCCCUACUUACCAGGUACCUCUAUCCACAUUCUCUACAACAUCAAUUGUUACGUCUUAUGCCACCAAGACCAAUGACAUCGAAGUGUCCACAUUUACUGCCUUUUCUAUACAAUCGUCUCAUCCAGAUUUCUCUGCAUUGCUCCCAAAUACAAUAUAAUCCACUUCAUUCAAUAAAAUCAGUUUGAAUUGUAAUUUGAGAUUUGAUUCGGAUAUCAUCAACUCCAUAUGUAUUUCUUCAUAUGUACCGCAAUAUUAAUCCUUCAUGUUUAGACUUCCAUUUGAUCUCCAGGAUUAGGUAAGGUAGUAUGUAUCUUCUUUGAUAGUUUA
This is a messenger RNA of Syzygium oleosum, 2347 nucleotides long. Its product is annotated as L-type lectin-domain containing receptor kinase IX.1-like. The transcript has a single exon. Bases 54 to 2177 code for a protein of 707 amino acids. Gene Ontology annotation, molecular function: protein kinase activity; carbohydrate binding; ATP binding. Lineage: Eukaryota; Viridiplantae; Streptophyta; Magnoliopsida; Myrtales; Myrtaceae. Gene Ontology annotation, cellular component: plasma membrane. Gene Ontology annotation, biological process: protein phosphorylation. The record is from RefSeq and is a predicted model, not a curated record.